UCCUGGUCCGCUGAUCGAGCGCUCACUGCCCCGCCGCCUGCAUCCGAUCGUCACACGGAGGUGUCCCCCCCUGCUGCAUGCGUAACAUCUCUCCGAGUCCAGCCGUGGUGCUCGCCAAGACCUCGCCGCCCGGAUCUCCUCUUCCUACACGGAAUACGCACGACUCACACUGAGCGAACCGCUGGGGCGAAACCAGAACGCCAGGAUUUACCUCCUCGGGUUCAGUCCAGAGCGAAACGAGGCUGGGAUUUCCUCUUAUCAUUUGAUAUUUGACAGAUCCUCUGUUUUUUUUUUUUGGGUUUUUUUUGGUGUGUUUGUGUGUGUGUGUGCGCGCGCGCGCGUGUGUGUGUACGUGCGUGUGUGUGUGUGUGUGUGUGUGUUGGGUGGAGUCAACCCGGAAUUCUCCAAAUUGGAAAUCCAUUGGCACAUUUCAGGAGCACCAUGAAGGACGGUAUCGCCAACAACAGCACGGCCAGCAUCUCCCAAGCCAGGAAAGCCGUGGAGCAGCUGAAGAUGGAGGCCUGCAUGGACAGGAUAAAGGUAUCCAAAGCAGCUGCAGACCUGAUGGCGUACUGCGACGCCCACAUACGCGAGGACCCUCUCAUCGUGCCCGUCCCCGCCUCUGAGAACCCUUUCCGGGAGAAGAAGUUCUUCUGCACCAUCCUCUGAUGACCUGCCGGUAGAGCUGCACAGGCUCAGGCAUGGCGUCGCCUGGCUUCUCUGUCUUCACCUCCCCUGAAGCUACUGGCAAUAGGCGUUGCGUUGAGUUUUGCCAGGUGGACACUCUGUUGUUGGUCAGCUCUGUCCUGGUGGCUGAAGGUUUUAGGGGGAGUCAGCUACCAAACUGGCAACCCAGUGAGCGUAUUAUGUCUUGUUAAAUAGGUUUGUUAUUGCUUUGUUAUUAGAGAACAGCCUUGCUCAGUGCUUAAUGAGAUGAGAGAUGUUUUUUUUUCUUUUUUCUUUUCUCGUGCUAGAUCUUAACAUGCCUCAGGAAACAGAAAUUUGCCCAGUGUCUACGACUUUUUUUUAAACCAUCUAUUCCCUUUCCCUUUAUCUGAAUAAAAAACAUUAAUCUUUGUAUUAUCUUGAACACACUUUGAGUUAGCCUUUUCUUCCUUUCAGUGCACAGGUUUGACUAUUUGUAGCAACAUUUACUGACAGUACCACAUCAAUGUGACACUUCCCUUACUAGUGGCUUGUUUCAAUUUGCCUCCAGUCACCAACAAUUAGUACAGUCAGAUUCAGACUACAGCACAGAAAUAGAAACCCUAUGUCAGAUAGUAAAUAACUUGAGAUUGAGCAAACUGCACUCCGUUUAUUGAAAGAUGCAGAGCUAAUGUUUGAACGGCGAGACGAGUUCUUCAGGGUUAUCACUGUGCAAACAACUCUUCAGUCAAAAAUCUUUUAUGAUUCUGCCGCCUCCUUCCCAGGCCCGCUCUAAUGCAUUCUUCCUUUACUUCUCUGUUUGAUUUACUCUUCAUAAACUUCAUCCACUUGAAAUCAGAGACUAUCAGUUCAUCCUGCAGCCCCGUACUGGAAUAUUUUUUACAAGUUGCUGGAUAUCUUUUCCUCUUAUUUCCUUAAUGGUCUCAUUUGUUUGCUGGGCAUGUUUCCUGAGCCUGAUUCUUUUUGCCUGUCCUAGAGUGAAUGGCACGGCCUUUGACAUUAAUGCCAAACGUGAGGCCUGCAUGUUUUUCUGCUCCUUUUUGACAGCCUCCUGUGUUUCUGAGGGACUGUCGGUCUUUUAGAGUGUACAGUAUGUUACAGUGCCAAUUUCUGUGAGAGCAGUGUGCUCUUCACACUGUGGUCCCACAGCCUUUUUUCCGUUUUGUUUGUUCUGGAAGAAAAAGCACACUGUCGAAACAUUUCCUUUACAUGGUAGUUCAAAAGCAUUUGCUAAUUUUUACGAUGACUUGUUAUGAUUGUUAUUAAUAUUGUUAUUAUCAGUAGUAUUAUUGAAUAUUUGUUGCAUAGCACUGACAGCUACAUGACGUGUAGUGCUACUAGGCUUGUAUGAUACUUAGGAAAGAAAAGCAUUUAUAAAUCAUGCAAUUAUUGAUACUAUCUGAGUAUUUUUUAAAAAUAGUGGUAAGGGUCGGUUUACAUAAUAUGAUUCCCUCUGGUGGUUCAGGCUUUUUGCAUCAUCAUUUCUGUAAAAUUAAAGAAAUUUCCUCUCGGUACUUGAACAGCCAUCACAUUAGGAAUCAUACUCUGAUACCGGACUGUCACAAACACAAACUAUCGGACUCAAAUUGUUUUCAGGAUAAUUAUUGUUAUUAUUUCCUAUCUGAAAACCUGAGACUGACCUCAGGGCACUCUCACUGACCUCAUCUUAAGGAUGGUGCCAAAUCUGAAACAAGAAAUAUAACAGCUAGAGAUGAAUAUUGCAUGGAUUUAUUUCUAUCUAUAACAGAGAGAACUAUUAUGAAAUUAUAUAUUGCCUCUUCAUUGACUUUCUGGGUGCUACUCUGCACAUAAUAAUCUCAUUGGAGUCCGGAUAUGUCAACAAGGUGCAGCUGUAUUCAUGAAUGGUAUUAUCGUUUUGGGAAAAAAUAGCAUUUAAAUGACGGCUUUGUAAAUCCUUUGAAGGAUCCAAUGAAUUAAAGGAA
Xiphias gladius (swordfish) is the source of this 2609-nucleotide messenger RNA. Its product is annotated as guanine nucleotide-binding protein G(I)/G(S)/G(O) subunit gamma-4. The record is from RefSeq and is a predicted model, not a curated record. Lineage: Eukaryota; Metazoa; Chordata; Actinopteri; Istiophoriformes; Xiphiidae. Gene Ontology annotation, cellular component: heterotrimeric G-protein complex. The transcript is spliced from 3 exons. Gene Ontology annotation, biological process: G protein-coupled receptor signaling pathway. Bases 442 to 669 code for a protein of 75 amino acids. Gene Ontology annotation, molecular function: G-protein beta-subunit binding.